Molecule: messenger RNA, 4010 nt
Organism: Rubroshorea leprosula
Lineage: Eukaryota; Viridiplantae; Streptophyta; Magnoliopsida; Malvales; Dipterocarpaceae
Source: the annotation of a GenBank genome assembly
CUUGAACCCAGAAACAAAUCCCUACUAUUAUCUAAAUAAAACAGCCCCUUUUUGCACUUCGAUUGCUGCAGAAAUCCUUGUACAAAAAUUAUUGUUUUGUCGCUUUCUAAAGGACGGUUCAGUGGUUGAUCUUGCUAGUGCAAAAGCAAAAUCAACCAGGCGCUUCAUUGUAUCUUAUGGGCAUUUCGAGUUACUCCUUUUGCAUACCAGAUUUGGUGGAGGCAAAAUUAGUCUAAAGGAAAGUGGCAUUUGUAACACGCCUUGAAGCCAUUUGUAGAUUUUUUACCCUAUUUAUUCAACAAUCUUUAGGCUAAUUUUCUGUUUUGCAAUUAUGGCUGCAACUUUGCGUGAGAUGGCUACUAAUUUCCAGAAGUUAGAUCGCUUUGAUGGGGGCAACUUUAUUUGAUGGCAAGGCAAGAUGCGCAUCCUUCUCACAACUCUCAACAUCAUUUAUGUUCUCACUGAUGCUCAACCAGAGGAAAAUGAGAAUGAAACUUUGCAAGAUACAAGGAAACGGAAAAAGUGGGAGAAUGAUGAUUAUGUCUACAGGGGCUGCAUCUUAAAUGGUAUGUCUGAUUCCCUUUUUGAUACUUAUGUUCAUGAGUUUACUGCAAAAGAAUUGUGGGAUAAGUUAGAAGCAAGAUAUAUGAAUGAAGAUGCAACAAGUAAGAAGUUUCUAGUGACCAUAUGGAAUAAUUAUAAAAUGAUUGAUAACAAAUCAGUCAUGGAACAAUUUAGAGAAAUUGAAAAGUUGCUGAAUAGUUUGAAGCAAUAUGAUAUGAAGAUGGAUGAAUCCAUAGUUGUGUCUUCAAUAAUUGAUAAACUUCCUCAUGCAUGGAAAGAUUUCAAGAGAACAUUAAAACACAAAAAGGAAGAUAUUUCUCUUGAAAAUCUUGCUAACUCUCUGAGACUUGAAGAGCAAUAUAGAGCAGAAAAUGAAAAGGAGCAGAAAGUGCAAAUCUCGGAUGUGCAUGUAUUGGAGGAAGGAACUUCAAGCAAGCCCAAAAAGCCUUUCAAGAAGGAGUAUUCUGUCAAGCAAAAUCAGAAAUUUAAGGAGCAAAAGGGUGCAUGUUUCCAUUGUGGAAAAACUAGACACUUCCAAAGGGAGUGUUAUUUUCUCAAGAAGAAAAGGAAAGCACCAGCAUUAUCACAUGAAAAAUUCAUUGCUGUGAUUUCUGAAAUUCAUCUCAUGGAAGAUGACACUACUUGGUGGAUAGAUUCUGGUGCUACAAAGCAUGUUUGCAAGGACAAAAGUCUAUUCAAGACUUUAAAACUAGAACCUGAAGGAAAUGUGCUGUAUGUGGGAAAUUCUGCAGCAAUACAAAUGAAAGGCAAAGGAACCGUGGACCUUGAGUUCACUUCUGGAAAAGUUGUCACUCUCACUGAUGUGCAUUAUGUGCCGAAUAUCAGAAAAUAUCUAGUUUUAGCAAGUUUGUUGAACAAAUUUGGUUUUAAACUUGUAUUUGAGGCAGAUAAAUUUAUUCUGUCUAAAGUUGGGAUUUUUGUAGGCAAAGGUUAUGCUUGUGAGGGCAUGUUCAAGAUGAACAUUAAUUAUAAUAUUAAUAAUAAGGGUGUUGUUUCUGCUUAUAUUCUUGACUCAUUUAAUUUAUGGCAUCAUAGAUUAGGACAUGUUAAUUUCAAGAAGAUGCAUGAGAUGUCUAAAUUAGAAUUAAUUCCUACCUUGCCUAAAAAUGAAUCACAAUGCAAGACAUGUAUGCUUACUAAGAUUACUAGAAUUCAUUUUCCUAAGAUUGAAAGAGUUUCUAAAUUGCUUGAUCUAGUGCAUAGUGUUGUUUGUGACAUGCAUAGCACUCCUACUAUUGGUGGCAAGAAAUAUUAUGUUACUUUUAUUGAUGAUUAUUCAAAAUUCUGUUAUGUUUACUUGUUAAAUACAAAAGAUGAAGCAAUGGAAAAAUUCAAAGUUUAUAAAGUAGAAGUGGAAUUGCAAAGUGAGACAUUUAUCAAAUGUUUAAGAACUGAUAGAGGUGGGGAAUAUUAUGAUCCAUCUUACUUUGAAUUCACUGGAAUUAUCCAUGAGAUAACAACCCCAUACACACCACAACAAAAUGGUGUGGCAGAACGUAAGAAUAGAGUUCUAACUGAAAUGGUGAAUGCCAUGUUAUCAACUUCUGGUUUAAGUCCAGGUUUUUGGGGUGAAGCAUUGCUAACAGCAUGCCAUAUAUUGAAUAGGGUGCCUACUAAAAAUGGCCAAGUUAUCCCAUAUGAACUUUGGAAGAAAAGAAAACCAAACCUUAACUAUUUAAGAGUUUCGGGUUGUAGAGCAAUUGUAAGAGUACCUGAACCCAAAAGGAAAAAAUUAGGUGAAAGAGGAAUUGAAUGUAUAUUUUUGGGGUAUGCAAAAAAUGGUAAGGCAUACCGAUUUAUGGUCAUUGAACCAAAUGAUUCAAUUAAUGUCAAUACCAUAAUUGAAUCAAGAGAUGCUAUCUUUGAAGAGAGCAGAUUUAAUUCAAUUCCUAGACCUAAAGAAGCAAUUGCUGAAAAUUCAGAACAGAGAAUAGAAGACAACUUGGAAGAAAACAAGUUGGAAGAAAACAUUCAAGUUAGAAGAAGCAAAAGAGCUAGAAAAGCAAGAACAUAUGGUCCAGAAUUUUACAUGUUUCUUAUUGAAAGAACAAGAGAAAAGAUAAGAAAAGCAACUAAAUUUUGUUAUAAUAUAGAAGCUGAUCUUGUGACAUUUGAAGAAGCAAUUAAGUCACAAGAUUCAACUUUUUGGAAGGAAGCCAUAGAUGAGGAAAUGAGUUCCAUAAUGGGGAAUAACACAUGGAUUUUAGUAGAUCUUCCACCAGGUUGCAAACCUAUAGGUUGCAAAUGGAUUUUCAAAAAGAAACUGAAAGUUGAUGGCACAAUAGACAAAUUCAAGGCAAGAUUAGUGGCAAAAGGCUGUUCACAAAAGCAUGGUAUAGAUUAUUUUGAUACCUAUGCUCUGGUAGCAAGGAUUGCCACUAUAAGAGUAUUAAUUGCUUUGGCAUCAAUUUACAAAUUGGUAAUUCACCAAAUGGAUGCUAAAAUAGCAUUUUUAAAUGGUGAAUUAGAUGAAGAAGUAUACAUGGAGCAACCAGAAGGGUUUGUGAUGCCUGGUCAAGAAAAGAAAGUUUGGAAACUUAUAAAAUCCUUGUAUGGACUUAAGCAAGCUCCUAAAAAAUGGCAUCAAAAAUUUGAUGAAGUGGUGCUUGCUAAUGGCUUCAAAUUAAAUGAAGCAGAUAAAUGUGUUUAUAGCAAGUUUAAAAAUGGACAAGGUGUUCUUAUAUGCCUAUAUGUAGAUGACAUGCUCAUCUUUGGUACCAACAUAGAACAAGUUGAAGAAACCAAAAAGUUCUUGUCUAGAAACUUUUCCAUGAAUGAUAUGGGUGCUGCUGAUGUGAUUUUGGGAAUAAAAAUUCAUAGAGAUUGUGAUAAUUUAAUCCUUUCUUAGUCCCAUUAUAUAGAAAAAGUCUUGAAGAAAUUUAAUUUUUAUUAUUGUGCAAUUGUUUCUACACCUUUUGAUCCUAAUGUAUGGUUAACAUCUAAUGAUGGAAAACCAAUUGCACAAUUAGAAUAUUCAAGAGUGAUUGGAUGCUUGAUGUAUGCAAUGAUUUGCACAAGACCAGAUAUAGCAUAUGCUGUUGGGAAACUUAGUAGAUACACAAGUAAUCCCAGUUCUUUACAUUGGUACGGAAUACAUAGAGUCUUGAAAUAUCUUAAGAAAACUAUGUAUUAUGGGAUUUGCUAUAAUGGUUAUCCUUUUGUACUAGAAGGCUUUACGGAUGCUAGUUGGAUCAUGGAUCAUGAGGAUCAUAAAUCCACAACUGGAUGGAUUUUCAUGCUUGGUGGGGGUGCUGUUUCUUGGGGAUCCAAGAAGCAAACUUGCAUAACAGAUUCCACCAUGGUAGUUGAGUUUAUUGCCUUAAACUCUGCAUGUAAAGAAGGUGAAUGGUUGAAAGAUUUAUUAUAUGAAAUUCCUUUAUGGCCAAAGCCAAUGUCCCUGAUCUCAAUACAUUGUGAUAAUGAGG